GACGGUAGAGGUGGAGGAGGAGGAGACAGCGGGGUGGGGUGAGAUGUUGUGUUGUGUUGUGUUGUGUUGUGUUGUGUUGUGAUGCUGAUGAUGAUGGCGUGUAAAGAAGGAUAUGGGCUUUUGAGAUGUGGGCGAGGGGGGGGGGUUAUGCUUGGGAUUGAUGGGUGGAUUGAUGGGUGGAUUGAUGGGUGGAUUGAUGGGUGGAUUGAUGGAUUGAUGGGUGGAUUGAUGGGUGGAUUGAUGGGUGGAUUGAUGGGUGGAUUGAUGGGUGGAUGGAUGGGUGGAUUGAUGGGAUGGAUGGGUUGGAUUGAGUGAGUGGAUGGGAUGGAUGGGAUGGGUUGGAUGGGGUGAAUGAAGGAACGAAGGAAGGAAAUGCCGUGAUCUACUCCCGCGUUUCUCUGUGUUUAGUGUUUCGGUGUUCUGCGUGCGGCGAUAUCUCUUGUCUCGGUAGAGU
Molecule: messenger RNA, 454 nt
Organism: Pseudovirgaria hyperparasitica
Lineage: Eukaryota; Fungi; Ascomycota; Dothideomycetes; Acrospermales; Acrospermaceae
Exons: 1
Coding region: 82-315 (77 amino acids)
Source: RefSeq, a predicted model, not a curated record